CUGGCACUUUCUAACUGUAUAUGAGCUAAAUUAUACCCGGAGGCUGUUACAAGUAAUAAAUAGUAUCUAUUCAAAGAGGUAUGCUAGGGAAUUGCAGUAGAGUGGUAUCUCGUACAGCCUUCAACUAUCGAACCAGUUUUACUCAUCGAAGCUUGCAAUACCCGCUGACUAGCACAAUUUACACUCUGUCUGGUGUACACCAAAAUACACUCUCGCCGACAUCCAAGCACUUAGGCUACUCUAAUAAACACGUGGAUACAUUUCUUGGACUCAAUCAGCCUCGCAUAAUCCGCAGUAUGACCACUGAUACUGAGACUGUAGACGUGCCCCUGCAAGUGGCAGGGGAGUACGGGUACUCUAAGACUGUAAAUCCGGAAACACAUGUGGGCGGUUGGCUGGCUUUCCGGGGUGACCCAAAUGUGCCUGCGUCAGGGCCUGGUAACAACUGGACAGAUGAGGUAGAGGUUGACCAAGCGAUGGAAUUCAGACCAAACGGAGCAAUAAUAGAACACAAGCCCAGGAUUUUAGUCUUGUACGGAUCUUUGCGCGAGAGUAGUUUUUCCCGUAAAUGUGCGUAUGAGACUGCACGUUUGCUUGAGCGCAUGGAUUGUGAUGUGCGUGUGUUCAACCCGAGUGGGCUGCCUGUGCGUGAUCCUACCCUAGAGGAAUUGCCCAAGGUUCUGGAGCUCAGAGCGUUGACACAGUGGAGUGAAGGACAUAUCUGGGUAUCGCCCGAGAUGCACGGAACGAUCACCGGUGUAUUCAAGAACCAGAUCGACUGGAUACCGCUCAACACAGGAUCAGUACGUCCCACUCAGGGUCGUACAACAGCUGUGUUCCAGGUCAACGGAGGUUCUCAGUCCUUCAACGCCGUCAAUGAGCUGCGUAAACUAUCACGGUGGAUGCGAAUGCCAUGUACAACCAACCAAAGUUCCGUGGCAAAGGCGUGGCAAGAGUUUGACAGCGACGGGCGCAUGAAGCCCAGCGGGUUCAGGGAGCGCGUGGUGGAUGUAUGCGAAGAGUUUGUUAAGUUCACACGUAUCAUGCGUGAGCAAGUAGGCUUACUCAACAACAGACAUAGCGAGCGAAAGGAGACGCUGGAGAAGGGUCGUUUGCUCACACAGGAAGAGAAGGAGAAAGAGAAGGCAGAGGCCGAGAAACUUAAGUUGCUUUCACAGGUAUCGGCUAUGAAUCAGGAGUAGUCGUGCAUAUCGAAUGGUGUGGUCGAGUCAUAGGGCAUGAUGUAAAUCAGUAGCGCUAGGCAGUUGUCAUUAGUAGGGGGAGUGUUGCAAGAGCAAAGACACUGGAGAGAUCGAUAUCCUGGCUAAUAUUGCUUACUAGCUAGUAAUUUUGUAUCUAAAUAAGCUUAACUUAGGUACUGGAGUCUUCGUUGAUAAAAUAAAAUAGGAACACAC
This is a messenger RNA of Sphaeroforma arctica JP610, 1415 nucleotides long. Its product is annotated as arsenical resistance protein ArsH. The record is from RefSeq and is a predicted model, not a curated record. The transcript is spliced from 5 exons. Gene Ontology annotation, molecular function: oxidoreductase activity. Bases 81 to 1202 code for a protein of 373 amino acids. NCBI's taxonomy places the organism in Eukaryota, Ichthyosporea, Ichthyophonida.